Messenger RNA from Hyalella azteca, 1553 nucleotides. RefSeq lists its product as uncharacterized. NCBI's taxonomy places the organism in Eukaryota, Metazoa, Arthropoda, Malacostraca, Amphipoda, Hyalellidae. The transcript has 8 exons. The record is from RefSeq and is a predicted model, not a curated record. The coding region runs from base 294 to 1553 and encodes 419 amino acids.
ACGGUUUGGAGUCCGAUGAUCACCAAACUAACCGCAUUUGGUUGUCCACCAGAACUGAUUUGCUUAAUCAGCGCCACUCCUUGGACGGUUUGAGCCCUGCUGCGCGGCGUCUGAAUCACUCGGUCGCCAUAGCGCACUCAGCCGCUGAAAAACUUGAGCACAUCCGAAAUUAUCCUGAAAGUGUAGCUGGCGUCGUGGAAUUCGAUGCAUAUGAAGUUUUAGUAAUCCCGCGUUGGCUCGGGAAAUCCAGUCUACGCCACUGCCAGCAGGCUCUCUACGACGCCAUACUCGCAAUGCAAGAAGUUACCGCUAUAGAAUUCCAGCGCUUGCCUCUAGCAGAAAUUCCUUGUUCGGAUCUCUCAACAAUAGGAAAUACUCUGGACAAUCAGCCUUAUUUCAAGCCACUUUAUUACCCAAAAUUAUAUGUGACGAAGCCAAGUGCACUUGGUCCUGGGCUGGGGAGGACCGCCAUCAUCAACGCCUUGAACCAUCUGCAGAGAACCUGUGUCAUCCUCAUGCAGCUCUCCGAGGCCGCCCUCGCGGCCAACGACCUGGGAGGCGCUCCAGCAGUCCUGCUGGCGCAGAGCUUCACACAGGCGACAAUUUCCAGAACGCUUGAUUUUGAAGUAAAAUUCCUGAUGGCAGAAGAAUGUGCACACAUUGCGUGCGGGAUGUAUUCUAAGUUGAAGAUCCCAACUCAGUUCAGACGCACUGAGUUCUACUCAUUCUACAUGGAGCUCUUCGCUCAAGCUCAAUUCCUAAGGAAGAUGCCGAAAAAAACUUACCGGGAAAACAUUCAAUACGUCGACUUCCUAAUCUCGUCGGGCCGCAGCCUUGAGAAGAAGCUGGCAGUUCGGGACCCGAGGUUGUUAGGAGACCUGCUGGUGUCAACGCGUCUUCUGUUGUCGGACUUGUGCCGACGCAAGGCGCAACUAACCACCAUGGAUCCUGACAAUUACGUGCAUUGUCCGGCAUUAGGGAAGCAUAGAGAUAUGCUGGACAGAAGCCAAGAGACACAAGAGACACAAGUCAAACUUCAUCAGCUUCAUGAAAUGACUUUGGCCCACUUGACACACGCCUCGUCCUUCUUCGAGGAGCGGGAUGGCCUCUUGACAGGCGCAACGGGCCCCUUGACGGGUGCAACGGGCCCCUUGACGGAUGCAACGGGCCCCUUGGCGGAUGCAACGGGCCCCUUGACGGAUGCAACGGGCCCCUUGACGGAUGCAACGGGCCCCUUGACGGAUGCAACGGGCCCCUUGACGGAUGCAACGGGCCCCUUGACGGAUGCAACGGGCCCCUUGACGGAUGCAACGGGCCCCUUGACGGAUGCAACGGGCCCCUCGACGGGAACGUCGGGCCCCGUGACAGGCAUGUCGGGCCCCGUGACAGACAUGUGGGGCCCCGAACGUCGGUGCUACGUCGGGGUGCUCCAGCGGUGCGUCGUCAUGGAGACGUUCAUCGCGCUGGACUACGUCCAAGAUAAAAUUAAUCAAGAUAGAGGACUUUCGAUUCUGGUUGACAGCCAAGUGAAUUGCGCGUUAAUAUUAUCUUAA